AUGACCAAAAGACUACAUGGAGAUCAUAACGUGAAUGGCGUUGGCGGUUCCAAGAGGUCGCAUAUUGAUGAUACAGGUAACAUUGACUCAGAGUUGCUACGAGCUGUUGAGGUUGAUGAUGUUGUAAAUAAGGCAAAUGUUAGAAAUUCUACUAUUGGUGAUGAGGCAGUAGCGGCAGCGGCAGCAGCGGCAGCAGCGGCGGCUCGGUUUACAAACCUUAACGAUGACGAUGAAGACGAAGAUGUUUCUGGACACUCAAUGGGAGGAGCUGGUGUACGUGGCCACCAAGAAGAAGAAGAAGAUGAUGAUGAUGAAGAUGACGAUGAGGAGCUUGAUGACUUAAAAAAGGACCCUAACGUCGACUUAGAUGGGGAAGAUGAUGACGACGACGAGAACAAGAACCCCAAUGAGAAGCCCACCACUAGGAGGGGUAGGAAGCCUGCACCAAGUACAGGUACGCCAGAAUGGAAACAACAAAGAAAGGACUCUCACAAGGAAGUUGAGCGCAGACGCCGCGAAAACAUUAAUACAGCAAUUAACAAAGUUGCAGAGCUACUUCCUGUGAAGGAAUCGAGCAAGGCAGCGAUUCUGUCGCGUGCUGCGGAAUACAUCCAGAAGUUAAAGGAGACAGAAAACACCAAUAUAGAAAAGUGGACUUUGCAAAAACUAUUAAGUGAGCAGCAGGUGUCGCAAUUGACGUCGACAAAUGAAAAACUAGAGGAAGAAUUGAGUAACGCCUUCAAAGAGAUUGAGAUGUUGAAGAAUAAAUUGAAAAGUGCUGGUAUUGAGCCCUGA
Eremothecium sinecaudum is the source of this 795-nucleotide messenger RNA. RefSeq names its product Cbf1p (gene CBF1). Gene Ontology annotation, cellular component: nucleus. The transcript has a single exon. The record is from RefSeq and is a predicted model, not a curated record. Bases 1 to 795 code for a protein of 264 amino acids. NCBI's taxonomy places the organism in Eukaryota, Fungi, Ascomycota, Saccharomycetes, Saccharomycetales, Saccharomycetaceae. Gene Ontology annotation, molecular function: protein dimerization activity; DNA-binding transcription factor activity.